GAGGAUCUCAUAGAACGACGGAACAGAGUUUUGCUGUUUUUUGAUGCAGGGGCGAGGGCCGAAUCGCAUGGCGCGCGAUAACGCCAUAGCGUGACUUUUAAUCUUUUUUGUCCAAGACAGGGAAGGAAUGCGUGCGGCAUUGGCGGCAAACAACAAAGCACAGAGUACAAACGGACUCAACCCACACAACACACUCACGCCUAGGCCUACCAGCCCACAAGGUUCUUCUCACUUCUCUCUUCCUUUCUCUCUCUUUCUCCAUCACCUCUCCGCAUCUCAUCCGCCACUCCGAUCCCAUCCUCCUCCUGCAUCCCUCCCCCCCACCAAAACCUCCCUCCCCUCCACCAAAACCUCCCUCUCCCUCACCAUGUCUGCACUCGCAUAUGCCGCGGAGCGAGCUGUUGCCAUUCACGCGGUCUUGGCUGCAAGCAAGGUCUGUCAGCGGGUCUUUACAAAGCUCGUCAACGGCGAGACGAUCACUAAGAAGGACAAGUCGCCUGUUACUGUCGCAGAUUUUAGUGCGCAGGCAGUCGUCAACACGUUCCUUCACAAGUCCUUCCCAGAGGACCCCAUUGUCGGAGAGGAGGACUCGAAGGAUUUGAGGGGUGAAGAGGGUCGGCCCAUGCGGGAAAAGGUGCUGGAGCUCGCCAAUUCCGGGCUAGAUACGCUCUUGACAGAGCAAUCGCUCCUGGAGACAAUAGAUCGCGGUACAUAUGCAGGAGGCGCCUCUGGCCGUAUGUGGGCAUUAGAUCCGAUCGAUGGCACAAAGGGAUUCUUGCGAGGCGAGCAGUUUGCGGUCUGCCUGGCCUUGAUUGUCGACGGUCAAGUUGAACUCGGAGUGAUGGGCUGUCCCAAUCUUCCCGUUGAUGCCAAGGACCAGGAUGGCGAGAAAGGAUGCCUUUUUAUCACCGUCAAGGGACAGGGUGCCUUCCAGCGCAACUUUUCGUCAUCAACAGAGAUUCCAAUUUCAAUGUGCGACAUCCAAAGCCUGGCCGAUGCCAGCUUUUGUGAAAGCGUCGAAAGUGGACAUUCCAACCAGAGCGACUCUGCAAAGAUCGCACAGCUGUUGGGCAUCACGAGGCCGCCGGUGCGCAUGGACAGUCAAUGUAAAUACUGCUCCCUCUCACGAGGCGAUGCGGAGAUAUAUUUGAGGCUGCCUGUCAGCGCUUCGUACGAGGAAAAGAUCUGGGACCAUGCUUCGGGUAGUCUGCUGGUCGCUGAGGCGGGAGGCAUAGUCUCGGAUAUACAUGGAAAGCCAUUGGAUUUUUCAAAGGGCAGGACACUGGCGACCAACUCUGGAGUGAUCGCAUCCCACGCAAAGAUCCAUGGCAAGGUCAUCGAGGCAGUCCAGAAGGUUUUGUUCCCAGAGGGGAAGCUGUAAGACGAGGCACGGAGGAGGUCUUUGUUGUGUACCGAGUUGUCAUCUAUAUCUUCUCAACAAGCAGCACAUGUACUUGAUUUUCUAGAGUCGUUCUCUCUCUUUCUCCCUCUUGUCUUUUUGUUGUUUGCCCUAUUGCCACUGUUGUCUUCUUUUUCUUUCGUGUACCAAACAUAAUCACAAACGCUUGUCG
Messenger RNA from Gamsiella multidivaricata, 1571 nucleotides. RefSeq lists its product as uncharacterized. The record is from RefSeq and is a predicted model, not a curated record. Gene Ontology annotation, molecular function: 3'(2'),5'-bisphosphate nucleotidase activity. The transcript is spliced from 5 exons. NCBI's taxonomy places the organism in Eukaryota, Fungi, Mortierellomycota, Mortierellomycetes, Mortierellales, Mortierellaceae. Gene Ontology annotation, biological process: sulfate assimilation; phosphatidylinositol phosphate biosynthetic process. Bases 128 to 1381 code for a protein of 417 amino acids.